Molecule: messenger RNA, 7890 nt
Organism: Morone saxatilis (striped sea-bass)
Lineage: Eukaryota; Metazoa; Chordata; Actinopteri; Moronidae
Product: DNA (cytosine-5)-methyltransferase 3A-like
Biological process (GO): negative regulation of DNA-templated transcription
Cellular component (GO): cytoplasm; nucleus
Molecular function (GO): methyltransferase activity
Source: RefSeq, a predicted model, not a curated record
AGUGAAGAUGGAGCAGACCAGGACAGUCCAGAGGAGGGGACGCCAGCGAGCCCCCGCACCAAGCGUAGAGUGGGUCGUCCUGGCAGGAAACGCAAACAGCUGCUUCCUGAGAUGGCGACCUCUGACCCCUGUGCAAACGCCCCCCCAACCCCGCCUGAGGAGCCGGAGCCCUCCCCCUCCCCUCGCAAGAAGCGCGGGCGUCGGAAACUAGAGCAAACCGAGAAGAAUAAGGACGAGCCAGAUGACAGAAACUGCGACUCCCCCAGAGAGGGUGAGACUGGGAGGCUGCGGAGGAGGCCAGUCCCCAGAGUCACUUUCCAGGCUGGGGAUCCGUACUACAUCAGCAGGAGACAGAGAGAAGAAUGGCUCAGCCGCUGGAAGAUGGAGGCAGAGCGACGGGCGUACAGAGAGGCAGAGAUGAACAUGAUGGACGACCUAUCUGAGGGUGAUUUUCACAAAGAGGAGGAGCCAGCCAGCCCAGCCCCUCCCCCUUCACAACAACACACGGACCCUGCGUCUCCAACGGUUGCUGUGACACCGGAGCCAGUUGCCAGGGGAGAACAAGCCACACCCAGCGAGGUAGAGUACCAGGAUGGCAGAGGUUUUGGCAUCGGUACACUGGUGUUUGGGAAGCUGCGAGGUUUCUCUUGGUGGCCCGGCAGGAUUGUUUCCUGGUGGAUGAGCGGCCGAAGUCGAGCUGCAGACGGAACUCGCUGGGUGAUGUGGUUUGGAGAUGGAAAGUUCUCUGUGAGUCACAUCAGAUGCAAAGAAAGGGGACCCAAAGUCCUUCUACAAAGAGUGUGUGUGGAGAAGUUGAUGCCUCUGAGCUCCUUCUCAUCUGCCUUCCACCAGCCGACCUACAACAAACAGUCCAUGUACCGGAAAGCCAUCUUUGAGGCUCUGCAGGUGGCCAGCGUACGGGCGGGGAGGCCAGUUCCUUCCUGUGAUGCGAGUGAUGAUGCAGACGGGGUAGAGAUUCAAACCAGACAGAUGAUCGAGUGGGCAAUGACCGGCUUCCUCCCCAAUGGUCCACAAUCACUGGACCCUCCAGAGGGUGAACAGAAUCAAUAUAAGGAAGUGUACCCAGAGAUGUGGGCUGAACCUGAGGCAGCGUACACGCCUCCACCUGCCAAGAAACCGCGCAAGAACGCAGCUGAAAAAGCAAAGAUCAGAGAGGUGAUCGAUGAAGGGACCAGAGAGAGACUCAUAUUGGAGAUAAAAAAGAAGACCAGGAACAUAGACGAUAUCUGCAUCUCCUGUGGAAGCCUCAACGUCUCUCUGGAGCAUCCUCUCUUUGGAGGAGCAAUGUGCCAGGGCUGCAAAAACUCGUUCCUGGAGUGUGCCUACCAGUACGAUGACGACGGCUACCAGUCCUACUGCACCAUCUGCUGUGGAGGCAGGGAAGUGCUCAUGUGUGGCAACAACAACUGCUGUAGGUGUUUCUGUGUGGAGUGUGUGGAUCUGUUGGUAGGAGCCGGCUCGGCGGCGGCAGCCAUCAAAGAAGACCCCUGGAACUGUUACAUGUGCGGACCCCGGAGCACAUACGGGUUACUGCGAAGACGGGACGACUGGCCCUGCAGACUACAGCACUUCUUUGCCAACAACCAUGAACAGGAAUUCGAGCCAGCCAAGUUGUAUCCUCCAGUUGCAGCAGAGAAGAGGAAACCAAUCAGAGUUCUCUCCCUGUUCGACGGCAUUGCCACAGGGCUGUUGGUUCUCAAGGAUUUGGGCAUCCAGGUUGACAAAUACGUUGCGUCUGAGGUGUGUGAAGACUCCAUCACUGUCGGCAUGGUUCGACACCAGGGUCGCAUCAUGUAUGUGGGUGACGUACGCAACGUAACACACAAACAUAUCGAAGAGUGGGGACCAUUUGACCUGGUGAUAGGAGGAAGCCCCUGCAACGACCUCUCCAUAGUCAACCCUGCAAGAAAAGGCCUUUACGAGGGAACCGGAAGGUUGUUUUUUGAGUUUUACCGUCUGCUGCACGAGGCUCGACCAAAGCCGGGCGAUGAGCGGCCGUUCUUCUGGCUGUUUGAGAAUGUGGUCGCGAUGGGAGUCAGCGACAAACGGGACAUCUCACGCUUUUUAGAGUGUAACCCAGUGAUGAUUGAUGCCAAGGAGGUCUCUGCUGCCCACCGCGCUCGCUAUUUCUGGGGCAACCUGCCGGGCAUGUCCAGACCUCUGACACCCAUGACGAAUGACAAGCUCGACUUACAAGAGUGCCUCGAGCACGGACGUACAGCCAAGUUUGAGAAGUUGCGUACCAUAACGACACGCUCCAACUCUGUGAAGCAGGGGAAAGAUGAGCAUUUCCCCGUCUUCAUGGACAACAAGGAGGACAUCCUCUGGUGUACCGAGAUGGAAAGGGUGUUUGGUUUCCCCGUCCACUACACCGACGUGUCCAACAUGAGUCGUCUGGCCAGGCAAAGGCUUCUGGGACGUUCCUGGAGCGUCCCUGUCAUCAGGCACCUCUUCGCGCCGCUCAAGGAGUACUUCGCCUGCAACUAGUCACGCACCACCAACUCUCUCUCUCUGUCUCACACACACACACACACACACACACACACACAUACAUACACACAUCGACAGUAUGUCAUGACAGACACACACACAGAUAAGUACACACAGUAUACAGUUAGUACAUGAAGGUUGGCUGACGCGGUAUGACAAAGAUGACCGUACAUGCACACAUAUACACACACAUAUACACUGUAAAGGACUGCUUCCCUAGAUCCCAUGUAGACCACUGGCUGACCUUAGUCCCCUGGUGCUACCUUGCUGAUUACACACACACACACACACACACACACACAUACUGGUGCAGGGUCUCUGUACUGUAUUUGUUCACACACAACUUCCUGUCCGACCUUGAAACUGGUGUCUUCUUGCUUUACUGUGUCGUAGUAGCUGGAGUUCAAAAACCUCCAGGAGGGGUGCAACACUGACAUGAGAUGCCCCAACAUUUUCUGUUUUUAACAAUUCUCUGAAUACAACAACACACCAAUGAAUCCCUCUGAACCAUAACACUUAACAACUAAACUGUAUUCAAGCGUAGUGACAGUGCUGCUGGUGUAUUACAGUGCAAUGAACACACACACACACACACACACACAUACACCAGUUAACGCUUGUGGUGCUGGUCAGGUAGUGAUAGAUUUCCAAAUGGUGCCACUUUAAUACAACACUUUUAAAGUUUUUGGUGCUCUUGGAGACUGAACUGUCUCUGGUUGUUUCAGUCGCUACAGUUUUGUGUCCCUAAUUAACAAGGAUGUGGAGGCAACACCAGGCUAGAGAGGUGCAUUUUUUUUAACAUCUAUUUAUUUGUCAAAUUGAGUGUGCAAAGGGAGCGUCCAAAAAGACAAACAAAGGCAACUGUAUUCAGAUAGAUUCAUGUGAAGCCUUUUUUUUAACGUGACUACAACUUAAUCAGAUUGUAAAAGAUGCUCUGGAGGUUCAAAUGAUUUUAGUAGCUGAGUUAAACCUCAGUGGGUUGAGCCAAAAAUCAUGUUUUUUGUGGCAAAAUAACUAAAAAAAAAAAAAAAAAGUAUCUUCCCCUGUUUUGGCUGAAAUGUUGUCAGUGAUGCCCGCAAUAUGAAAUAUCGAAAUAAAAGAGGGUAAUACCACAGUCCAUUGUUCGAGUUUGUUACCCUGUAUCUCCAUAGUGCCUAAUGUUAAUAGAAUCCACAUCAGCUUCCACUAAUGAAGUAGCUAAUGUUCCUGGGGACUUAAAUACACACAAAUAUACACGAGACAAAGUCUAGACGUUGACAUUAACAAAAUAAAAAAAUAAAGAGACUAAUAAUAGUAGUAAUGGAAAGCCUUGUAACUGUCUCCAUCUCCACAGUUUAGAGCGCCCUCUAGUGGGCAGACAGACCAGUAUAAAGUGAGUGCAUAACAAGGAAACACUCUCAUGUUGGGGUGAGUCAAUCCUUUGUGUUCCACAGAGUUACUGUUCGCAGUCACUGGAUUAGAAAAACAUGUAAAAUAAAGACAGAAUAAAGUCAGCUUUUAUACUUAUUACAUAGUCAUUCGCAUAUAUAUAUACAAUAUUGCUGCAUGUCUCUUAGUUGUGAGGACCUACAUCCACUGUUAGGUUUCUGUACAACAAGCACUCGUGUGCUGUUUAAAAACUCAUACUGUUUUGAUUGUUUCUUGGUGGUUUUUGUCAUGUUUUAGGCAGUGAUUGUACAUUAAGGCUAGCUAAUGCUUUGGUGAAUAUAUUGUAAUAUACUGUACACUAGUAGCAUCUUAAGAAUGGGUUUAUUGCCUCAUGCUGGUAUGCAAUACUUACUCAAUAACAUUCGUGCUCUUGUAUUGCAUUGAUUACUGUUAUUCAAAUGACUGUGAUGUUCAUCUUAAUGGUGCAAAAUUGGAAUAAUACUGUCUGUCACUUUAGUAAUUAUGUCAGUUGCCUGAUUGAUAGAUGUCACUGUACCAAACCUCGGCCUACUUAAUGGGCUCGUAUCAUUAAGUAGGCAGUGAAAGACACUAUUUUAAGCCUACAGUGGUCAUUAUGUUGAUGUACUUUCUGUUCAAAUAAUCUUCAGACAAAGGCCCGAAAAAACAGUUAUACUGUGAAAAAACCAAUAUGAGGGAGUCUUUCUAUGUAGCUUGGUUAACUUUGGUGUGGCUCAGUUUGUUUUCACCCAUCAUGAGAGUGGCUUUCAUUAUGUGUGACGCAUUAUGCACUGUCUAUAGCUUUCUGGGUCGCACAUAUUGUGACCUUCCAACAUCACGAAUGCAAGCCAACGGCAUCAUUUUUAUUAUAUGUUAUAUAUAUAUAAAGGGAAAGAUUGUAACUUAAUCUUAUAUAGUUAAAUAUAUCUCGUAUUCAUGUCUGGAUAUCUUUUAAAAACGAGAAGAAGGUGGAUGUUUUGGCAAAAUGUGUCUCUUUAAAAGUCUGCUCUAAAACAAAAUCGAUCUUCAGCUCCACCAAACACGUUUUGAUUCAUCCAGUGAGUUUGUUUGUACCUCCAGAGCAGCACCGCAAACUAAAACACAGAUAGAUCUUUUUUAGUUUUUAAGGGCCGAAUUUAAGGUGAAAGGAAGUUGCAAUUCCAAUUACUGUACAACUUCUCUUGUGUCUCAAUCUCAGUGUCGCCCAUUUUAUGUCUACUUUAAAGUGACCAGUAGUCACAGUCCACCAGCCCUUGCAGUUAUGCUCCUACUUUGCUUCAUAGGGAUCCUAAAUGUCCUCCAGUUACUGCAGCGACAUCCACUAAAACCAGACGCAGACCUUUAAUCUGUAGACAAUAUGCUGGUUUUCUAUUUCCUAAGACUGAAGCAGCCCUGUAUAAAUAAUGAUCCUUCCUUAUGUCACAAGAUACAGUUGUACCACCUGACUUGGGUGUUUCUUCUGCCUUUUGCCCAAUGCAUGCUGGGAAAAACUCAGAUGCUCUAUGACCUUGAAUAGUAAUAAGCAAGUAAAAGAAAAUGGCUUGUCAUCAAAUAAAAUGUUUCCAAGACUAUUACACACACAGACAGUGUGUGUAAGCUACAUAUUGAUGUUUUUAUUUACACAGGGCUGUCUUUUGAGAAAACAUCUCUUUCAGUCUGGUGCUUUUGGUCCUCAGACGACCAUCUUUUUCCAGGAAGCCUUCCGAUCCUCUGACCUUCCUCAGAUACCAGCUUACAACUGGACACAUGCAGUCUAUGCUGACAAACACACACACACACACACACACGUGCACAAACAACAACAAAAACCAACAAUAAACCAGCAGGUUCAAAGUUUUUUCCAUCAUGUUUACUCUCCGUUUAUACAACCAACCUUCAGGUGCUUUUUAAACUCAGCUCUUUUUUACAGUGCUCUUGCAGGUGACACUCUCACACACACACACACACACACACACACACACACACCCACACACACACAUUUGCUGUAAACGCAAUGCAAACACUUCUCUAAACUCAUUUCGCUACAAAACACAGCAUUCACACACACACACGUGCAUACACACUGUGUUUUUGCCGGCCGCCUGUUGCUAUCAGGCUUCCCACAGCGUUGCUGGGUGUGACAUCACCACCCUGCGUUGCUUGGUGCUCCCAAAACCCGCCUCCCUCUCCAUCCCCGCUACCCCCACUCCCUCUCCCCCAGGUGCUGCAUGUCAGUCAGUCAGUGUAAUCUCCGAUUCCAUGUUAGAUUAGGGAGUAAUGAUCAUAAUAAUAAUGGUAAUAAUAAUUACAAUAAUAAUCUGUUAUUGUGUGUGUGUGUACUGUUCCAGGUUGGUGCUCAGUUCAGUUCAGUCUCAGCCUAGAGGGGAGAGAGAGGCUAGAGAAAGCAUAUAUUACAGUUAGUAUAGUGACUUGUUCUAUUGUACCCAAGGAUGCCAGAAGAAAUUGUUAAACUGAUGAGCUACAGGACACUCUCAAACCAGAGCCGGUUGAAAUAACACCACAUGGAGAAGAAAGAAAAUAACUGAGUUCACAUUUUCUGAUUUCUUGCGAAACGCUUGACAGUUUUACCAAAGGCUGCAAGUGAGGAUUAUUUUCUUUAUGGAUUCAUCUGCGGAUUAUUUCCAAGGUUAAUCAUUUGAAAGAGCAAAAGAAAACAUCAGCGAAUAGAGAAGAAUGCUAAUAGUAAUAUAAUAAUAAUGAAUGUGAGGUCAAAAUCAAAUCUUUAGUUCAACCAAAACCCAAAGAUAUUCAGUUCACUAUCAGAAGAAAACCAGAAAAUAUUCACAUUUGAGAAGAAGAUCAUUUAAAUCACUUCAAACAAUUAAUCACUUAUCAAAAUUCUUGCAGACAAAUGUUCAUUCCACAAAACGAUUCAUCGUUUUAUUAAAUUGCAAGGUGACACAGAAUUCAUGAAGACUGGUUGCGUUAACUGGUGUGAUCGAAACGUCGUGGUUUAUUUGCAUGUGUUAAAAUCAAACUAUAUAAGUAAAAUCAAGUUAUACGUUAACACAGUGGUUUAAAACCUUCCCAAAGGGUCCAAACAUAAGUCAGAGGAGUGUAAAGAAACAAAUUUGUCACAGAAAAUGUUAUUUAUUUUAUAUCAUUUGGGUGAAAUAUUGGCCUCAAAGCCUCUAAAAAAAACCUUAAAGAAGACAAGUACAACAAAUCACUCUUUGAUUGAACUGCUCACAAACAGUAACACUACGGCUGUUAAGACCUAAUAAAAGAGAGAUUUUAAGUCUGUUUAAAAUAUAUUCUGUAAGACUUUAAAGAAGAUGUUUGUGAGAUGUUUUGGAAGAGGAAGAUCAGACAACUGAACACAUUCAAAUAUAUCAUAGAUUGUAAGAAGCUGAGUUUCCUGAGUGUGUUGAAACCAAUGUGUGACGAGGGGUUACAACCAGCUUCAUUUUAAAAGGCUCACAAACGGUUGUCAGGUGGUGUUAUUUCAACACGUCUCUGUUUAGGAGUGCAGUGGGACAAAGGCGAGAGGAAUGGAGUCAAUGUUAUUAAAAUGAUGGGUGACACGGUGAUGAUGUUUCUGUUCGCCUAUCGACAGCUUUUAGGCUGAGUGACGCGUUGUUUUCAACACUGAUACACUUAAACCACAUACACACAAAACACUGUUAUUACCACACAGAGCAGACGACGCUCAGACGCAGAGACACAUGCACAACACCUACAAAUACAAUGCUGUGGCGCAUUCAGACACUCAUCUCAUGGAUUAAAUGAAAGAUGAGCUUUUAGGAAAAGGAGGACCUGGUGGUGUUUCAAAAGGUGCUAAAAUUUUAUCUGAAAAUAAGAAAAAUAUAUUGUUAGGAGUAUAAAUCAAGUUUGUCUUUACAAUGACUGUAUUUAAGUUUGUCGUAGUAAUGAAAAGGCACUAUUAUUAUUUUACUCUUGUAUGAAUAUGGACUAAUUAAAAAGGCAUUUUAACUUUGUACUUGAACAAUGUAAGAAAUGAAACGUGAAUAAAAAAAAGACUGUUUCUUGUGA